UGAUGAUAAUUAUUUUGUAUCAAACUAACUUUUUGAUACUAAAAGUGAUGGAAAUGGUGAAUUAAAAGUGUUACAGUUUGGGUAAACGUAAAGAACGUACAAUGGCCGAAAGCGACGAAAAAGCGGUCGUUCUCAGUUAUCAUGACUCGCUUUUGAGAAAGUCAGACGUUUCGUUGCUGGAAGGACCGCACUGGCUGAAUGACAAACUUAUAGGGUUUUUGUUUGAAUAUUUUGAAAAUGACCGCUUCAAAGAAAGGUGCCACCAUGUUCGCUUCAUCAGCCCUGAUGUCACGCAAUUUAUCAAACUUGGUUCACAUGUGGAACUAGAGUUAUUCUUACAGCCACUGGAACUACACACAAAGAAGCUAGUCUUCCUUGCAGUUAAUGACAGUACCGAUGCAAGCCAGGCAGGAGGUUCCCAUUGGAGUCUUCUAGUAUUCUCCCGGAAAGAUGGGAUCAUUUCACAUUAUGAUUCUAAUCAUGGUUACAACGAAGCUGCUGCUAGAAGUAUUGCCAAAAAGAUUUAUCCUUAUCUACGGGCAUAUGGUGAAGUGGAGUAUCAGGAGGCUCUAACUCCUCAACAGAACAACUGCUAUGACUGUGGGAUAUACGUAGUGUCUGUAACUGAGUGUCUCUGUAUGAAAUAUCUGGAAUCAUUCAAAUCUCCACUGGAUGAGUUUGUAACGCCAGGAUACGUGUCAAAAAAGAGGAAAGACUUAAUAGACUUGAUUUUACGUCUUGCUAAAGGCAGAUGAUACUACAAAAAUUAGGAGUUUGUGCUUUUAUUUCUGCUAUCUAUAGAGACUAUGGCCAAAGGGCAGACUUCGAUGUCCAUAUAGGUUAUCUUCCCUAUGUUGGACAGGUUUUCUUGGAUUAUUAGUGUUCUGGUUGUGAUUCCAAAAUGAGCAUAGACAGACCUCCUGAAUGGGAUUGUAGUCCCUGCAGUAGUGUUGUCCUUAAGUAGCAGGAUCAUUGUGUCAAGAAAAUGGAUUGGUUUGCUUGCGAAAUUGUGCACAAAGCAGCAACCAGCGGGUAAAAGUAAGAUGGGUCACAUCCUAAAAGUCUGUCUUCACCUGAUAUGCUGUCACAACCAUCACAAUGCAUGAAGACAUGUAAUAAGAUUGUGAGUUUUUCUAAUAUUUGUGUGGUGCAUCCUACUGUUCUGAAAACUUUGAUUGAUCAUAGAAAUUCUCGAACUUUUGUGCUGUGGAAAUUUCUACACAUUUCUCAGUGUCUUUGAUACUUGGUUGGAAUGUACAUUGAUAGUGAGGAGCUCUACUAUUUCCUUUCCUUUCACUAAUCUUACCUUGACUGGGCAACCCCGAUGUGUGUCCUCUUAGAUGUUGUUGAUUGUGUGGUGUAUGGUAUACCUUAUGCACUGUUAUUCCUAUACCUAUUUAAAUACAUACAACUUU
Molecule: messenger RNA, 1415 nt
Organism: Lineus longissimus
Lineage: Eukaryota; Metazoa; Nemertea; Pilidiophora; Heteronemertea; Lineidae
Product: sentrin-specific protease 8-like
Exons: 4
Coding region: 102-755 (217 amino acids)
Biological process (GO): proteolysis; protein deneddylation
Molecular function (GO): cysteine-type peptidase activity; deNEDDylase activity
Source: RefSeq, a predicted model, not a curated record